Cyprinodon tularosa is the source of this 1799-nucleotide messenger RNA. Its product is annotated as E3 SUMO-protein ligase ZBED1-like. Gene Ontology annotation, molecular function: protein dimerization activity. The record is from RefSeq and is a predicted model, not a curated record. NCBI's taxonomy places the organism in Eukaryota, Metazoa, Chordata, Actinopteri, Cyprinodontiformes, Cyprinodontidae. The coding region runs from base 122 to 1612 and encodes 496 amino acids. The transcript is spliced from 3 exons.
UGAUACUUCAGCAAAACAGCCAACCAUAACUUCAUCCUUUGCCAGUUUGACGCCUUAUGAAAGAACUAGCCGAAGACACAAGGAGAUUACCACUGCCGUAACGAAUUACAUAUCGAAGGAUAUGGUGUCUGUAAACACAGUAACCAAAGACGCAUUUAAAAGUUUGCUACGCACAAUGGACAAGAGGUAUGUUCUACCCUCCCGCACCUACUUUAACCGAGUCGCCAUCCCACAGCUGUACGGAGAAUGCAGGGCCAAAGUUGUAAAUGAGCUGGAAAACAUGGAGUUUUACGCGUCAACUACGGAUCUGUGGUCAAGUAGAACGACCGAGCCAUACAUGAGUUUGACGGUGCAUUUCGUGAAUGCAAACUUUGAGUUGAGAAGCCGCUGCCUGCAGACAGCAUACUUCCCCACUGACCAUACGGGGGAGAACAUUGCAAUUGGGCUUAAAGAGUGCUUGGCAAACUGGGGCCUAAAAGAAGAGGCCCAGACCUGCAUCACAACAGACAACGCCACGAACAUGGUCAAAGCGAUGGAGCUCAAUCAGUGGACCAGACUGCAGUGCUUCGGGCACCGGCUGCAUCUUGCAAUUGAAAAUGCAGUCAAAGAUGACCAACGCAUCAAACGGGCCACAGGACUGUGCAAGCAGCUGGUAGCAGUCUUCAGCCACAGCUGGAAGAAAAAGGCGGCGCUAAAACAGGCACAGGAAGACCUGAAUCUUCCUCAGCAGUCAAUAGUCACCGAAUGUCCGACACGAUGGGGCUCCCGGCAGAAAAUGAUUGAGAGGGUGUUGGGACAGAGCAAGGCACUGUGCCAAGUUCUGUCUGAAGACAGGAAGACGCGGCACCUGGUCCCGACUUGGCAAGACACUGAUGUGCUUGAAUCUGUAAACAAUGCUCUCGGUCCUCUUCAGGAGUUCACAGACGCCCUCUCAGGUGAGGACUAUGUGAGCGUAUCCUACCUAAAGCCAGUGCUCCACCUGCUGAGAACAGCAACACUUGCUGUAACUGACCAAGACACAGAUCUCACAAAGGAGAUAAAGUCAAAAGCUCUCCACUACAUUGAAGAGAAAUACAGUGACCCAGCGACCCAGGAACUCCUGGACAUCGCAUCUUUCCUCGACCCAAGAUUUAAGACCAACUACAUUAGUGAGGAGAAUGUCCAAUUCAUGAAAGACAGAGUGAAGAUGGAAAUGGAGCAGUUGGCACUAAAGGAGCAGAGGGCUUGUGUCAAAACCCAUCCCAUGCCACUCAGUACAGAAGAAGAACCACCAUCCACCUCUACAAAGCGAAAGCGGUCACUGGGCAGCUUUUUCAAGGCGGUCCCUGCUUCCUCUACUAUGCAGUUGGAGGAUACCAUUAAAGCAGAACUGGACAACUACCUCAUAACUCCUAGCAUUGAUGGAGAGCAAGAUCCACUGGCCUGGUGGAGAGUGCACAAUGUCAACUUCCCCUGGCUUAGCAGGUUGGCUCGUAAGUACCUUUGCAUACCAGCAACGAGUGCACCAUCAGAGAGACUGUUCAGUGCCAGUGGUAAUAUUGUCACAUGUCAGCGUGCAAGUCUGAAGCCAACAAGGGUUGACAUGUUGGUUUUCCUGGCCAAAAAUCUCUAAAGAGAUGUAGGGAUGAAGGGGAACAUUGUUUUUUCAUCUUAUCCUGAAAUCCCUUACUUGCACUUACCCUGACAUAACUUUGUUCAUCUUUUUUACUUAUCUUUUGUUUACUGACUAUGUAAAAUAAUUUAACCAUUCUGGCAUCAUUUGUUGUGAGGAAAAUAUAGGAUAAUUUAAACUUUAAUAC